Molecule: messenger RNA, 2209 nt
Organism: Clarias gariepinus (North African catfish)
Lineage: Eukaryota; Metazoa; Chordata; Actinopteri; Siluriformes; Clariidae
Gene: tmem165
Product: transmembrane protein 165
Exons: 6
Coding region: 130-1047 (305 amino acids)
Biological process (GO): Golgi calcium ion transport; manganese ion transmembrane transport; Golgi calcium ion homeostasis
Cellular component (GO): Golgi apparatus
Molecular function (GO): manganese ion transmembrane transporter activity; calcium ion transmembrane transporter activity
Source: RefSeq, a predicted model, not a curated record
AGUUUGUUUGAGCGAGACCAGUGGCUUCAGGAACAUGAACGGAGCUAGCGAGUUAGCCGGUUAAAUAAGUGUGAUAAGUUUUACAGUUUGCUUUCUAUUACAGAUAUACAGUUUGGUUAUUUAGUAAAAAUGCCUCCCCGGGCCGCUUCCCGGCCUGUUGAGGCGAGGUUGUUCUUUGUGCUUUUGGUGUUGAGCGCCCUGAGUACAGAGACAGUCUCAGGUAUCCAGGAGGAGAAUAAAUUACCGGAAGUGCAGCAACAGCAGCAGGCUGAGGAGAAAGCGCCAACUGGCCAACCUGCAGUUCCAGCUGUCAGCCCAGAUGAACCAAGUAAAGACAACCUUGGAUUUAUCCAUGCGUUUGUUGCAGCAAUUUCAGUCAUCAUCGUGUCUGAGCUGGGAGAUAAGACCUUCUUCAUCGCAGCCAUCAUGGCCAUGCGCUAUAACCGGCUCACAGUCUUGGCAGGCGCCAUGCUGGCACUGGGUCUCAUGACCUGUCUGUCAGUCCUCUUUGGAUACGCCACCACGAUCAUCCCACGGGUCUAUACCUACUACAUCUCCACAGUGCUGUUUGCCAUCUUCGGGGUGAGGAUGCUGAGAGAAGGGCUGAGGAUGAGCGCGGACGAAGGCCAGGAGGAGCUCGAGGAGGUGCAGGCUGAGAUUAAGAAGAAAGAUGAGGAGCUUCAGCGUUACAAGCUGGCCAAUGGCGCUUCUGAUGUAGAGGCGGGGACGGCGGCGGCCAUGUUGCCUCCUAGGAAAUGGCAUAAUUUUAUUUCGCCCAUCUUUAUCCAGGCGCUCACACUCACGUUCCUCGCAGAGUGGGGUGACCGCUCUCAGCUCGCUACCAUUGUCCUGGCUGCACGAGAGGAUCCAUUUGGCGUGGCGGUUGGAGGAACUCUGGGACAUUGUCUCUGCACAGGCCUGGCGGUGGUCGGUGGAAGGAUGGUGGCUCAGAAAAUCUCAGUCAGGACGGUCACAAUCAUCGGCGGAAUCGUGUUUCUGGCCUUCGCAUUCUCAGCUCUCUUCAUCAAGCCAGAUACUGGUUUCUAAGAAGAGGACAGACUUUCUGGGCUUAAAAUCUACAUACCACCUCCGAAGUGCUGUAUUCACAACGACAGACUGUACACAAAGACCAGCGUUGGACAGUUGAGCGUGUUUGAGAGUUUGCACAAAAGAUAACUGUUUAGACCCAGGCACAGACGCUGCAUUAGUUUUUAUUUAGCUUUUUUUGUGUCGAAUUCUUAGAUUUGUAUCCUUUAGUAACACUUUCCUUUACUUCUUUCUCUUAUCAAAUUUCUUAUUUUAUCCGGUUUUCUCUUCCUAUCAUGGCCAUAAACUGACAGCGAGUCUGCAUGAGCUCAUCAGGCUGUUUCAAUCCAGUGCAUGUGUAUGCGCGUGUGCAACUGGGUUAGGAGUAAGUCCCCAGGUUUAGAUAACUACUCUUCUACAUCGUGUCCUUUUAGUCAAUGAAGGAAACCGGUUUGCAGUAAAAUGCAGUACGUUUUUUCACAAGCCAGACCUGUGAGCUUUGUUAGAGUGUGUCAUGUUGCAGGAAAUAUAAGCACAGGCUAGAAUCAGGAACUUGUACAUUACACUAAAUUAUUUAUUAACUUAUAAAACCUCUGUUUUAACGGUCGAGAUCCUAAAUGUUGUGGGAUGAAAAGCAUCCAAAAAGUAUCAGAGACUCUAGAUCCUGUAGCUUUAUAUGACACACUGUUGAUUUAUAAACUCCUCUAACAAAUAACUGAUACAAUGCAAAUCGAAAGAGACACAAGUCAGCAGAUGCAGAGAGAUUUCAUUUAAAACAGGAAAGGAAAAUGUAUUAUGUUUCACUUAUCUUAAGAUUACUUUUUAUUAUUUGGGAAACUGAAUGUCAAUUGGUUUUGUACUCCAGCUCCAUCCAUAAAAAGAAAAUAAAUCACAUCAUCUACAGUAAAAUACCUUUAGAUCAGUACUCUAUUUCCAAUAAAUUAAUCUUAUUUUUUUUAUUCCUGUUAAGAGCUUUGACUCUUUUUUUUUGUUGUUGUUGUCCAUGUACUGUAGAACUGUCAGGGAUGUCACUGCUGCAUUUUGUACAGUUUGGGAUGAAACACGUCUGUCAAUAUUUGAAUGGAGUUACUCAUCUGUAACAAGUCAGGAGAUUUACUAUUCAGUGUGCAGAGAAGUUGACUGUAAAAAUUCCUGUAAAUAAUAAAUUGUCAGUAUGACCUUU